Ziziphus jujuba (common jujube) is the source of this 1084-nucleotide messenger RNA. RefSeq lists its product as uncharacterized. The coding region runs from base 197 to 1084 and encodes 295 amino acids. The record is from RefSeq and is a predicted model, not a curated record. Lineage: Eukaryota; Viridiplantae; Streptophyta; Magnoliopsida; Rosales; Rhamnaceae. The transcript has 2 exons.
CCUUGAUUCGAAAGCCCCUUAAAAACCUUCAUUUCUGUUACCUUGAGAUUUCGUAGAUAAAUUGCUUCUCUUUUCCUAUGGAUGACCAGAAAGCUUUCUCCUCAUCUAUGAAUGACCAGAAAGCUCUCUCUUCAUCUAAUGAUGGCCAACAAGCUCUCUCGUCAUCUAUGGAUGAUCAACAAGCUACUCUUUUUCCAUGGAUAACCAACAAAUUUCCUCUUCUUCUCUGGAUGGUCAACAAGAAGACAUUCCUCAACCGUAUGAUGAAUCGUGGUUUGACCUGACCAAUUCAUGUGGAAAAGAAUUUGAACUUCCAAAUGUCUUUGAUCCAAUGAGUCUAGAUUUGAGCAUUAACAGCAACAACUUGCUAGUCUCACCAUUCCAACGACUUGAUAUUCCUUGUGUACUGGAUGAUACAUUUGUAUUGGAGAUAACAGGUCCGUCUUCUGCAGGAAAUCAGUUGGUUUCUUUACCCCCGAUUGAGAUGGUACCUUCAGUCACAAAUACCUCUUCAGCAAUUGAUCAACAAGGUGGUAGUCUUAACUCUAGAAAAGAUUCUUCUGUGGAGUAUAGUUUUUCUGUUCCUAUAGCUUGCUUUCUGUCUAGUGGAUCUUCCAUUAUCAGCAAUGAAGAAGUUGGUGAUCCCGUUACAUCCUACAGACUUGGGUUUAGUGCAAAUGGAUUCGAGCAUGAUGGUUCAGAAUACCUUCCGAACUCCAACAGUAGAAUAGGAAUCACAUCAAAUCUCUCCAUUCUGAUGAAAAAGCAAGAAGCAAGCCCUACUCAUGCUCCCCUGUCAAAUGUUUGUGGUUCAGACAGUAACGAACACAAUUUUGGCACUAGUUCGUUGCAAGUUUGUCAGCCUUUAUCCUAUAAUGGUGAAGUAAGCUACUUUUCCCACAUGUCUCGGAUUAAUGGUGAGUUAAAAUACAUAUGCAAGGAUUGUCAGAAAGAGUUCUCUAACUAUAAUGCCUUUGGAGGUCAUAUGAGUUGCCAUGCAAAGGCUAGCAAGAUGAUUAAAAAAUUCUCCGGCCCAACAAACCCCUCGCAAAAGCACAAGAAAAUUUUUUCUCUAACUUCAUAA